AUGUAUAACGCUUCCGAUGGCGUCUCGCCACAGACAAGGCAGAAACCGUUCCCUCACGCCGCCUCGAAGAAAGCCCUGGCGAUUUUGGGUGAAGACGCUUCGAAUCCGCCGAAUCAACAGAGUCAACAGAACCAGCAUGCGCGACAACAGAACGCAUCUGUUGCUCCAUGGGAAGAGCCCAACAACGACGAGAAUAUCUCACCAUGGACUGGAGAUCCUCAGAACCAGACGGGUGGUACCAGACCGGUUAACACCUCAUACUUCUUUGACGCAACCCCUCGAGAAGCGCAGUUCCAGCAGCGACGGCCGGAUACGGGACAGACCAAUAACUCCGACGAUUUUGUGAUGGAUGACAGGAGGCCCUCGGUCGCGAGCGCCACUACUAUUAGCAGCGCCGAUUCGAAAGGCAACGUCAACGGUCGGAAGAAGAAUCUUAAUAAAUUCCUUGGAGAUGACCCCAAUGAUUCGAGGAAGGGUUCCUUCAAUAACUUGCCCGACCAGCUGAAUGGGAACGAAGGUGAUCGCUCAAAGCGAAACAAUUCUGUGCAGACCCAGAACACUGUGGAAGAGCGACCCAAGACUCCAGCUCCUCCACCGUCCAGCGAUGUGACCCCGUGGGACUACCAGAAUUUUGAGGAUGUCUCGAACUAUGGCUCAGCUCCGGUGAGGUCAGAGACGGCUCCCGAAGCAUCCCAGCAACCGCCAUCGUCUAGCAACGGCAACGGCAACGGCAACGGCGGCUCGAUUUCCUUCCGUCGAGGUCUCUUGCAUCGACAUACCAAGAGCAAAGAGGAAGGACCGAAGGGCAAGCUUGCUCCUACAUCUGAGCCGAAGCGCCCAUCUACUAGCAGAGAAUCUUCCAACCAUCAUGUAGCAACUCUUAAAACGUCCCAGACUUUCACGCCGAUGAGCUCCACAAACACGCUCCCUCGAUCGACAAGUCCAACAGGAUCAGGCCGCAAGGAAGCUGCUCCUCAGCAAGAGAAAAGGUCUUUAUUCUCCAAACUCAAGCAUCGACACAAAGAGAAGCACGCGCACCAAGAACCUCCCAAACCUCAGAACGAGCCUCCACCGCCAGAAGAGGUUCAAAAACGAAAUCGGACCUUCUCGAACAGAAGCGUUGGCGAAAUCGAUAAACGAGAUCGAGAAACAAGUGUAGCGUCGGCGGAUAGUGCGUCAACUAUCAAGCCAGUCGAGCCCAUGAUGCCAAAGAUCGAUAGGACGUUCACCAGCUCGUCUAAGGCGGGCAGGUUCACGCGUCAUGGUCGACAUAGGGGUCCCAGCGUUGUGAGCGAGACGAGCCAAAAGAGCAAUGCUUCAGCUCAGCAGGCGCCCAUGCAGGCGGGUGUCUUCAACCUGGACACGAAUUUUGAUGAUCUGUCGGAUAUCAUUAGCCAACCCCCAGUGCCUCAAACGCCUGGAGAUGCCGGCAUAUUCACUGGCAAGCCGCUACCAACACCUUCGGCUGAGCUGGGCGCACCCGUCUGGGACGCCCCCGAUAGUUGGGCGGUCAAAGGCCAGGAAGACGAGGUCCUCAGCCGGAUGCCAGAAGUCAACGAAGAUGGUCUGCCAGCGAUCGAGGAAGAGGAUGGCAUUGCUUACUUCAUGCGUGUCUUCCGAGCCGAUGGCACGUUCGCAACGCUGUCUAUGACCAUCAAUGCAACCGUCGCAGAGGUGUUGCAAUCCUUGGCCAAGAAGUCUGUUCUACAUGACUCGAUCGACAAUUACCAGCUCCUGAUCCGGAAGCAUCAGCUAUCUCGGGAGCUCUUGAAGGGCGAGCGCCCUAUCGCCAUGCAAAAGAAGCUUCUCCUGCAGGCUGGCUACACCGAGCGUGAUCAUAUCGAGGACAUCGGCCGAGAGGACAACAGUUACCUGUGUCGGAUGACUUUCAGUCACGAGAAGCAUUCUGGAUAUGGCAGUGGGCUUGACAACGAUCCGUCUUUCAACAAAAUGCAGAAAUUUAGCCACGUCGAUCUUUCCGGCAGAUCGCUGGUGACGAUCCCGAUCAUACUCUAUACGAAAGCUCCGGAGAUUAUCUCACUCAAUCUUUCCCGGAAUUUGGCCUUGAACGUGCCCAAAGACUUCAUCACGGCUUGCAUCAACCUACGCGAGAUUAAAUUUACAGGCAACGAAGCGUGGAAGGUUCCGGCCAGCCUUGCCUGGGCAGGGCGCUUGACGGUCCUUGAUAUAUCCAACAAUCGACUGGAGUCUCUUGCCCAUGCUGAACUGCAGAAAUUGGUCAGCUUGUCAAGCUUGAAACUCGCCAACAAUCGACUGACCGAGCUACCAACGAAUUUCUCCCAGUUUCGCCAGCUUAGAAGUCUUAACUUGUCUUCGAACGGCUUCACUACAUUCCCAGAGCACAUUUGCAGUCUCAAGUCGCUUGUAGACCUCGACAUAAGCUUCAACAAGCUGCCGCAUCUACCCAAAAUAUCCCAGCUGACCACUCUGGAGCGAUUGUGGGUGACGAACAAUGAACUCAAGGGCCCUUUUAACGAAGGCUUCAAGAGUCUGGUCAACCUCAAGGAGAUCGACGCCCGCUUCAACGGCAUCACCAAUCUCGACAAUGUCACCGGACUGCCGAAUCUUGACUCGCUACUUGUGGGCCACAACAACAUCUCGACCUUUAAAGGGUCAUUCAAGAAAUUGCGAGUACUGGUAUUGGACCACAACCCACUGACAACAUUUGAGCUCGAGGAAUCUCUUCCGACCUUGGUCAACUUGAACCUCGCUUCAGCAAAGCUUGUUGAGUUCAAGGAGACGAUGUUUGACUUCAUGUCCAACUUGCAACGGUUGAACCUGGAUAAAAACCAUCUCUCCAACAUGUCUUCUCAGAUCGGUCGGCUUGGGAAACUCGAAUGGUUCAGUAUGGCCAAAAACCCACUCAACUUGAUCCCUCCCUCUAUCGGCAGCUUGGUGGAGCUCAAAUUUCUCAACAUCAGAGAAUGUAACGUCAAGAGCCUGCCUCCAGAGAUAUGGUACUGCAGGAAACUGGAAACACUCAAUGUUUCCUCGAAUGUGCUCGAGACCUUUCCAAAGCAAAACGCUGCACCUCCACCACCAGAUGCAAAGGAUAUUACUCCAUCGGCAACACCAGGACUAUCUUCAUCGCCUAGUUUCGAAGAGCUUGGUAAACUCGAAGACUUUCAGGCACGGCGGCCGAGCCAGGCCUCUGCCGGAACCAUGCUCAGCGUCGGCAGCUCGCCUGGCGGAUCGGCUAGGAAGAACUCUUUUGCGUCAUUGCACAAUCAGCCAAAUCGAAAGAUGUCAUCAAUUUCUAGGAGUAAUACCGAUAUGUCUAUGACAUCGGCAUCGAGGAAGGACUCCAACCUGUCGCAAGCACGUUUACAGAACACCUUUGCUGGCUCCUUACGUUACUUAUCACUCGCCGACAAUCGACUUGAAGACGAGGUAUUCCGAGAGCUGGUCAUGUUACCAGAGUUGAGGUCACUGAAUCUCUCCUACAACGAGCUCGAUGACUUCCCCCAGGGCGUGCUGAGACGUUGGCCGCAGCUUCAGGAGCUGUACCUGUCUGGUAACGAAUUGACUUCACUACCGUCGGAUGACCUUGAGGAGAGCAGUAACUUAAGAGUCCUGCAUUUGAACGCGAAUCGCUUCCAAGUACUUCCCGCCGAGCUUUGCAAUGUCCACAAGCUCUCCACACUGGACGUUAGCAGCAACUCUCUUAAGUACAACGUUUCCAACUGGCCGUAUGACUGGAACUGGAAUCGGAACACUGCUCUUAAGUAUCUCAACUUUUCCGCGAAUAAGAGACUCGAGAUCAAGCCGUCGGCUCAUCAAAAUCAGACACAAUUCAAUGCGAUGAACGGCGGUGAAUCACAGGAUCUGACCAGCUUCAACACCUUAAAAUAUCUCAGAGUGCUCGGUCUGAUGGAUGUGACAUUGCUGAUCAACACAAUUCCUGAUGACAACGAGGACCGCCGUGUCAGAACAUCUGCCUCGCUUGCUGGUGCUUUGCAAUAUGGUAUGGCGGAUACGCUCGGCAAGAAUGAUCACCUCUCGACACUCGACUUGCUCAAGCCGAACUUCAGAGGCCAUGAACAGGAGAUUCUGGUCGCCAUAUUCGACGGCCAGGCCAUUACCACUGGCGGCUCACGCAUCGCCAAGUAUAUGCAUGAGAACUUCGCGGGUUCCUUUUACGAAGAGUUGAACAAAGCCGAGAAGGCUGGAGACACUGCAGAAGACGGCCUGCGACGCGCAUUCCUGGGCUUGAACAAGGACAUGGCCAACUUUGCCAGCAGCAACUUCGAUGCCCGCGAGCACAGGCUAGCAAAUGGCAUGAGGACCAACUCUUUGGCCAAUGUACUUGGACCUGACGACCUGAACGCCGGCUGCACUGCUGCGGCUGUGUAUCUGAAUGGAACAGAGCUUCAUGUUGCGAAUGUUGGCGAUGUUGGCGCUAUCCUUAUCGACUCGCGUGGUCAGCAUGUUGACUUGACAUUCAAACAUGAUCCUGCAUCGCCCAAGGAGCGUGAGCGUAUCAGGGAUGCGGGCGGCUAUGUGUCGAGGCAAGGCAAGCUCAACGACAGUCUUGAAGUUAGCCGAGCAUUUGGAUACUAUCGCAAUAUGCCCUCGGUCAUUGCUGCUCCAAGCACUAUGCAUUGUACGUUGUCGGAGGGCGAUGAACUUGUGGUUCUGGCGACACGUGAAUUUUGGGACUAUGUGACUGUCGAUCUAGCCAUUGAUGCUGCCCGCGCCGACAAAGGUGAUCUUAUGCUCGCAGCACAGAAGCUUCGAGAUCUUGCGAUCGCUUUUGGCGCCCGAGACAAGAUUAUGGUAAUGGUUCUCGGUAUAUCUGAACUUCGAAAGCGUGGAAACAACAGGUUCCGGGGAACGAGCUUAUCUCUUGCUAAGGAGCUCGGUGGCGAUGAGGGGACUAUCUUCCCCAGUUCACGCAAGUCUCGCAGAAAAGGCGAGACUCUGGUGGGCGACUCGAAGCUUGCUCGACUUGAGGAGCCUGAGGCGCCUAUUGGUGAUGUGGCUAUCUGUUUCACCGACAUCAAGAACUCGACCGCGCUGUGGGAAAUCCUGCCUGUCCCGAUGCGCUCGGCUAUCAUGAUGCACAACGAACUUAUGCGGCGACAGCUUCGCAUCAUUGGAGGCUACGAGGUCAAGACCGAAGGUGAUGCCUUUAUGGUUGCAUUUCCCACCGUAACCUCAGCGCUGCUCUGGUGCUUCAGCUGUCAAAGCCACCUACUCGAACUGCCCUGGCCGACGGAAAUUUUGGACACUGUUCAUUGCCAGGAGAAACUAGAUGCUGAUGGACAGGUCAUCUACAGAGGCUUAUCAGUGCGGAUGGGCAUGCAUUGGGGUCGACCAGUGUGCGAGCAGGACCCCAUUACACGGAGAAUGGACUACUUCGGACCUAUGGUCAACAAAUCUGCGAGAGUUUCAGCGGUCGCCGAUGGCGGUCAAACAACCGUGAGCAGCGACUUUAUCGCUGAAGUGCAACGAACUCUCGAGCAGUACGCUGACGAGGACCGUCGGGACUCGGUCGGGUCUCAAGACACUGUCAGUGACGAUCCCCUCGGAACCCAAAUCCGACGCGAGCUACGGCAACUCAGUAGCCAGGGUUUCGAGGUCAAGGACCUUGGCGAGAAGAAGCUCAAAGGGCUCGAGAAUCCGGAGUACAUCUACCUCAUGUAUCCGCAUUCGCUUGCUGGCCGCCUCAACGUCCCACCGGGCGCUGAGACACAAGUCUCAAUGGGCGGCAAUGGUCCACAGGCCGAGAAUCAACCGGGGGCUCUGGGCAAGGACAGCAAAUUGACGCAACUUGACGUUGACCAUGUUUGGAACCUUUGGGACAUUGCUCUUCGCCUGGAGAUGCUGUGCAGUGCGCUCGAGAGCCCCGAAAAGGCGGCCGGUCUGCAUAAGCCGGAACUGAGCCUGCUCACGAAGAUGAAGACGCAAGGUGGGGACAUUAGCGACAGCUUUAUGAUCAACCUGCUGGAGCACCAGGUCACCCGUGUUGAGACAUGCGUUACGACGUUGCAGCUCAGAAACAUGUUGAACCCGUUCGAAAAGGGGUCGUCGUUGCUGGACAAGGCUGUCCCCAUUGCCGAGCUUUUACAGAAGAUGCAGGGUUUGGUCAAAGAAGUUGAAGGCGCGAAGCGAGGUCGAUCUACUGGGCGAGUGGUAGAGGAGGAGUAA
This is a messenger RNA of Cyphellophora europaea CBS 101466, 6171 nucleotides long. RefSeq lists its product as uncharacterized. The record is from RefSeq and is a predicted model, not a curated record. The transcript has 2 exons. Gene Ontology annotation, biological process: intracellular signal transduction; cAMP biosynthetic process. Gene Ontology annotation, molecular function: protein binding; adenylate cyclase activity; magnesium ion binding. The coding region runs from base 1 to 6171 and encodes 2056 amino acids. NCBI's taxonomy places the organism in Eukaryota, Fungi, Ascomycota, Eurotiomycetes, Chaetothyriales, Cyphellophoraceae.